Molecule: messenger RNA, 279 nt
Organism: Cinara cedri
Lineage: Eukaryota; Metazoa; Arthropoda; Insecta; Hemiptera; Aphididae
Source: the annotation of a GenBank genome assembly
AUGGAAGGAGAAAACUGUAAAAUACCUAUCUUCAAUGGAGAAAAUUUAGUACUGGAAACUAGUAACAGCCAAAUGGAAAUCUUAAAUGAAGAACAAAAUUUGCCGUGGACCUUGAGGAUUGAAGAAGAUGCGUCGCAUGUUGCUGAUAAGUUAAGAAACUUAAGAAAAAAAAAUAAGUCAAUACUUAUCAAAAGAAUAGCUAACAGUCGUCUGAAAUAUUUAAAAUGUAAGGACACUCUAUUAAAAAUUUGGGAAGCUCUUACUGAAACAUUUGAAUGA